ACACUGACUCUAGAGCUCUCUUCGCCCUCUCUCUCAAUUCAUAGUUUCGGGUGACCACCACGCGCCGCCGGUUUAAUCUCCAAUCUUAACCAUUGAUCUCACUCCAUGGCUUUCUCCUCCUCCAUACAUUCUCGACUAGCUUUAAUCGCUUUACUCUCAGCAACCACUUUCUACUGCAUCCACAAAUACCGCCGCCUGAAACGUCUCAAAACCCUCUCCUCAAAGCUAAACCCUAGCGCCGCCACCAUCAGAGGAAAGAUCUUCUUCAUCUCCCAAACCGGCACAUCCAAGGCCCUAGCACAACGCCUCCGCGACCUAUUGGCGUCAAACGGCGUCGCAUUCGACCUCGUCGAUCCGCGAAGCUACGAGCCGGAGGAUCUCCCGAAGGAGACGGUAGCGAUCUUCGUCGCGUCGACGUGGGAGGGAGGGAAGCCGCCGAAGGACGGAGAGUUUCUCGUCGACUGGCUCUCCGAGAGCGCCGAGGAUUUCAGAGUCGGGUCGCUGAUUCUAUCGGAUUGCAGGUUCGCCGUGUUCGGCGUCGGGAGCCGUGCGUAUGGAGAGGCGUAUAACGCUGUGGGGAAGGAGCUGGCGAGGAGGAUGGUGGGGUUGGGUGGGGUUGAGAUGGUUCCGGUGGGGGAAGGAGACGUUGACGACGGAGAGAUGGAGGGAGUGUUUAGGGAUUGGUGUGAUGGAGUGAUUAGAGUUCUGAAGGGAGGCUCUGCUCGAGAAGGAGCUGAGAUUUUGCAUAAUGGUGAUGUUGGACUUGUGAGUGAUGGUGAAUAUGUUGAUUCAACAGAUGAGGAGGAGGAGGAGGAAGGGAAUGGUGAUAUUGUUGAUCUUGAAGAUAUUGCUGGGAAAGCUCCUUCAAGGAAGAAUGGUGUAGUGAAAGUGAAUAAAGGUGAUGGGAAGAAGGAGAUGGUGACUCCUGUUAUUAGAGCUAGCUUAACCAAGCAGGGAUAUAAGAUCAUUGGUUCGCAUAGUGGAGUUAAGAUUUGUAGAUGGACGAAGUCGCAGCUUAGAGGCAGGGGAGGUUGCUACAAGCACUCCUUUUAUGGCAUUGAGAGUCACAGGUGCAUGGAGACAACACCUAGUCUGGCUUGUGCAAACAAAUGUGUCUUUUGCUGGAGGCAUCACACAAACCCUGUGGGAAAGAGCUGGCAGUGGAAGAUGGAUGAUCCUAAAGAGAUUGUGAAAGGUGCUCUAGAUCUUCAUACAAAGAUGAUUAAACAGAUGAAAGGAGUUCCAGGUGUAACUGCAGAGAAAUUACAAGAAGGUCUAACACCAAGGCAUUGUGCGUUGUCACUUGUUGGUGAGCCAAUUAUGUAUCCAGAGAUCAAUGCCCUUGUAGAUGAGCUACAUGGAAAGCGUAUCUCCACAUUUUUGGUUACUAAUGCGCAGUUCCCCGAAAAGAUUUUGAUGAUGAAGCCCAUCACCCAGUUGUACGUAAGUGUAGAUGCUGCCACCAAAGAGAGCUUGAAGGCUAUUGAUAGGCCUCUCUUUGCGGACUUCUGGGAGCGCUUUAUUGACUCCUUGAAAGCUCUCCAGGAGAAGCAGCAGCGAACCGUCUACCGUUUAACACUUGUCAAAGGAUGGAACACAGAGGAGCUAGAAGCUUACUUCAACCUCUUCAGCAUCGGGAAACCUGAUUUCAUCGAGAUCAAAGGAGUCACAUAUUGUGGAUCAUCCGCAACAUCAAAGUUGACAAUGGAGAAUGUACCAUGGCACGCAGAUGUUAAAGCAUUCUCAGAAGCUCUGUCUCUGAAGAGCAAUGGAGAGUACGAAGUAGCUUGCGAGCACGCGCAUUCUUGCUGUGUUCUUCUAGGGAGAACCGACAAGUUCAAAGUGGAUGGAAAGUGGUUUACUUGGAUUGACUAUGAAAAGUUCCAUGAUCUGGUGGCUUCUGGAGAACCGUUCACGAGCAGAGACUAUAUGGCAGAAACACCAUCAUGGGCGGUGUAUGGAGCAGAGGAAGGUGGGUUUGAUCCAGAGCAGUUGCGUUACAAGAAGGAAAGGCAUCAUCACCCUAAACCACAGCCCCAGGCGGUUUUAGCUUAGCUCAUUUUGUUAAAGCUUUUGUGUUUCUUUUUGUUGUUGUGACAACUACAGUGCUAUAUAUAACUCUUGGGAAGACGUUAGUUAAAGUUUUGAAAUCAUAUCAAACUUUAUAACAAUCAAGUUUUAAAUUUAGAUGU
This is a messenger RNA of Brassica rapa (field mustard), 2192 nucleotides long. RefSeq names its product S-adenosyl-L-methionine-dependent tRNA 4-demethylwyosine synthase. Lineage: Eukaryota; Viridiplantae; Streptophyta; Magnoliopsida; Brassicales; Brassicaceae. Gene Ontology annotation, biological process: wybutosine biosynthetic process. Gene Ontology annotation, molecular function: catalytic activity; 4 iron, 4 sulfur cluster binding; FMN binding. The record is from RefSeq and is a predicted model, not a curated record.